This is a messenger RNA of Labrus bergylta (ballan wrasse), 1970 nucleotides long. RefSeq names its product centrosomal protein 57, like 1 (gene cep57l1). Gene Ontology annotation, cellular component: centrosome. The record is from RefSeq and is a predicted model, not a curated record. Lineage: Eukaryota; Metazoa; Chordata; Actinopteri; Labriformes; Labridae. Gene Ontology annotation, molecular function: identical protein binding; gamma-tubulin binding; microtubule binding.
CGACAAAGAGGAGGGAAAUUUAAAAAGUCCGGACUGCUUAUUGGCGACAACAAGGAACGAAGAAGUCAGUUUCCAUUAAUCAUUUGGAUACAAACAAGUAAUUGAAAACUAGUAAAGGCAGUCUGACAGUUUCUAUACAUACACAUGAUUCGUUUCAAAAGGAGUCAUCUAUGUGACAGAAUGGAAACUCAUCUCGACCAGAUUUUAGACUCACCAUCCAAAAACAGUUACAUCGGGAGCUAUUACCAGCCUCCAGACUGCAUACUACCAAAACCAAGACAGGUGGAGCUCACUUCACAUUCAUCCAUCAGCCCUCGCAUGUCUCCGGCCAGACAUAAUGUCGACAGCAAAGCUGUUGUUGAAGCACUGAAGACCCUUCAGGAGAAAAUCAGGUGGUUGGAGCAGGAAAGGAUACAAGCAGAGAAGAGCUACCAGGAGUUUUCCCUUGAUGCUCAAAAACAUCAGCAGGCCACGACAUCACGCACGGUGCUCAGUCAGCCAGCAGCCAGCCAGCCUGACACGGAUAAUUCUAGUAGGAAAGAGAUUGACUCAAAGCUGCAGUCUGCGGAGGCUCGCUGUAAGGUUCUGGAAAAGCAGCUGGACUACAUGAGAAGGAUGGUGGAACAUGCUAAGAGGGAGAGGAAUGUCCUCAAGCAAAAUCAGGCUACUCUACAGAACCAGCAGCCAAGCAGCUCAAACAACCAAUCUCAGCAGGAGAAGCUGGCAAAACUUGAAUCAGAGUGUCUCAAAUUGAGUAGAACCCAAACCCUGGCAGAGAUGAAACUUUCCAUUCUGGAGCAGAAACUGCUGAAGGAAGAGCAUGAGCGUAAACUUGUGCAAGUGAAAGCCGACGAGCUGCAGAAGGAGUUGGAAACAAACCUUCGGCUGUCUUUGCAAAUGUCUGAAGAAAUAAAUCCAAAGAAAACAAAAAGGGCCAUGAAGAAAACCCCCGGGCAGAACGAGCUGACAUCUCCAAGCCACCGCAGGCACCCAAAAAUGCCCUUUGUUGCAGGAACUUCAACCAGCCCAAGCCAUUCAGUCCACGCCAACGUGCAAAGUAUACUUCACAUGAUGAAGCACCAUCAGCCCCAGCUGUGUGAACAUGUGAGCUCUCUGCACAGGUCUGGUGCUGGAGUCAAGAAAAGCCUCCAAAAACACUUUGAGCCAUCCUCUGCCAACACUCCUCAUAAGCCCGACAGGAAGCCCCAACAAGCAGAUCAGCCGCUGGGCUCGCUGUCAGACCUGCUGCUGGCUCUGCAGGAUGAGCUGGGACAAAUGAGCUUUGAGCAUCAGGAGUUAGCGGGUCAGAUAGACGCAGCUACAGAUCAAAAGCAGAGGCACGAUCUGCAAGGAGAACUAGAGAGGUUGGCGGCAAGAAUGGAGGAGAAGGGAGCUCAGAUCACCAAGCUCCGCAAACACCAGCAGACAAUCAAAAAGCUGACCAAGAGUCAACCUUGCACUGGAGAACAAACAACCAGGAAGUCGAGUGGAAUGAAACCACCCGCUCCUUCUCCAGUAAAGGCAAAGCAGAAAGGAAAGAAAGGUGGGACGGCUCAUAACAACCUGCAGCUCCUCAGAGAGACCCAGAAGUUCAGAAACAGCCUCAAACAAGAUGACCUGUACUGGGAAACAUGAGGCUCUUCUCAGAGUGACCGCUCUGUCUGCUGGCUUUGAUGCUACAGCUGGUUGAACCACAAGACUCCCCUUGGUUCCUCGCAGCCUGCUGUCCCCUCUUCUUGAAAUGGUGUCUGGGACAUUUCAAUUAAGAAAUAAAAAUAGGGAAUCAUUGAUUUUUUUUUUUUUGGUGUUUUACACAGGACUUGAUAAUGUGUUACUCAUCAAACUUUUUUAUGGGUGAUAAAUUAAUACUUUGCAUAUUCACAGGCCUUCACAGAGUAGUUUAUGAACCAUGAUUUUAUCUGUGAAGCUGAAGUAGUCUAUUAUUUUAAUUAUUAAACAUUUAAAAAGCA